AAAAUAUGUUGUGACAGAAGUGACAGUCGGAUGUGUGUUAACAUGGUGUGGAAUAACCUGAACGCUACACCCGUUAAAGUGGGUCCGGAUGACAGGAAUGUUGUGGUGUUAAAAUGAACUCAUGGAUUAUAAGCAUGUAGCUAGAUGCUAAUUGUUCACAGCUGUAGUGAGGAUCUAAAGCGAUAAAGAAAUGUUUGGGAAUUUCAGAGAGAAACUGCAGAGCGUGCAGCAGGACUUUACCUCAGGAAUCAAGACCUUGAGUGACAAGUCCAAGGAGGCCAAAAUAAAGAAGAAACAGAGAAGAGAAGAUUAUCUGCCUCAGUACUCAGCUGGACUGGAGCUGUUGAAUCGAUAUGAGGACACCUGGGUGACGCUGCACAAACGAACCAAAGAGUGUUCCAAAUCUGCAGAAGUGGUGGAUGGAGAAGUGGUGAUGCUUUCGGCUCACUGGGAGAGAAGGAGAGGAUCCCUGCUGGAGCUACAGGAACAGUUACAGCAGAUUCCAGGCUUGAUCACAGACCUGGAGUCCAUCACAGCUCGAGUCGCUCAGCUGGAGUCCAGCUUUGAGGAGAUGGAGAGUCAUCUGGAGUACUUGGAGAAUCUGUGUGGUCAGUGCGAGCUGCAACGCUUCAAACACUUUCAGAUUCUGCAGCUGGAAAACUACAAGAAGAAGAAGAGGAAAGAACUGGAAACACUUAAAGCCGACUUGGAUGCUGAACACGCCCAGAAGGUCUUGGAGAUGGAACACGCACAGCAAGCGAAGCUGAAGGAGAGACAAAAGUAUUUCGAAGAGGCGUUUCAUCAAGACAUGGAGCAAUAUCUGUCUACUGGCUACUUACGCAUCACUGACAGGAGAGCAUGUCCAUUAGGCAGCAUGUCCUCUAUGGAGGUGAACGUGGACAUGCUGGAGCAGAUGGAUCUCACCGAUGUGUCUGACCACGAGGCUCUGGAUGUUUUCCUCAAUUCUGGGGGUGAUGAGAACAGUCCUGUGUCUGCAGUCAGAGCUCCAGAUGCUGAGAUCUGCCUGAAGGUUCCGAGCCACACAGAACUGAGACAAAACGUCUCGUCCGUCUCGUCCUCCUGCACCGACUCGUUCAGUGGUGUAACCGAGGGACCGGACGAGGCUGAGGACGACUGCAGCGAUGAGAGCAGUGAUGCAGGACAGUCGCCUCUGGUUCAGUGCGAUGAGGAGGAGGUGCAGGCUGACACGACACUCGUGGGCCUCACAGACAACGAGGAGGGACUCAAAAACUCUGACGACAGUGACACUGGCACCCCGAUGCCCUCAGAGCAAAGGAAAAAGGAAUAAAAUAUCUGCUCAGGCUUCGGAAACAGACAACCGUGCAUCCCGGAGCCGAGUGAAGUGAACUUGAGGUGGAGCUUUGAGGCGCUCUGACUGACUCGCUUUAGAGAAAAACCUUCCUGCUUUUUUUUUUCUUUUCAGCACUGUGACUUUGCUUAAGAAAACAUUGUACGUUGUAUCACAAGUCGAAGUAUUAUAUCAAAAGCCUGCAGCGAAUUAACUUAGACCUAUUAUCAUAUCUACUCAUAAUAAUUCCAUGUGAACUGUGAGAUGCGAUGCUGCAGUUUAAUGGCAUUAAUUUCAGAACAAAAUGAAGAUAAAUGCAUUUUAGGGCUUUGAUGAGUUUUUGAUCAAGAUUCUUGCUUGCGUGUCUCAGCUCUUGAAUAAAAUAGCUGUGGAUGUUUAGAUGAA
Tachysurus vachellii is the source of this 1714-nucleotide messenger RNA. RefSeq names its product dystrobrevin binding protein 1a (gene dtnbp1a). Bases 191 to 1309 code for a protein of 372 amino acids. Gene Ontology annotation, cellular component: neuron projection; synaptic vesicle membrane; plasma membrane. The transcript is spliced from 10 exons. NCBI's taxonomy places the organism in Eukaryota, Metazoa, Chordata, Actinopteri, Siluriformes, Bagridae. The record is from RefSeq and is a predicted model, not a curated record. Gene Ontology annotation, biological process: neuron projection development; platelet dense granule organization; regulation of synaptic vesicle exocytosis.